This is a messenger RNA of Saitoella complicata NRRL Y-17804, 462 nucleotides long. RefSeq lists its product as uncharacterized. Bases 1 to 462 code for a protein of 153 amino acids. The record is from RefSeq and is a predicted model, not a curated record. Lineage: Eukaryota; Fungi; Ascomycota; Saitoellomycetes; Saitoellales; Saitoellaceae. The transcript has 3 exons.
AUGAGCUCGACUGAUAAAAAGACUGCGGAUCUUGUAACAGCAUUCAAGCGGCAAGGUCAUUUUGACGCUCUUCGCAAGGAGCUACUCGCAAACUUCCGUGAAGGGGAUGAUGGCAACGCGUUCCUCGCCCGUAUCAAAGACAUUGUCGAAGCCGAGAUCACCCGAGAUGAAUCCAUCCUGGCGAAAGAUAGGACAAAGGCGACUAACCUGCUUGGUACGGCCGUCGAGAGGACUGAAGCCUACCCCGACUUGAAGAAAAAGACUGAAGAUCGAGUAAUGGGGUCUAAAGAGCUAAGGGAAAGGGUGGAAGGGUUGAUGAGAGCUGUCUUGAAGGAACAAGAGGAAGCGAGGAAACAAGUUGACGAGAAACAGGAGCCCACGACAGAGGUAAAGAUCGAGCAGGCCAGAAAGCCGCAGGAAGCAAAAGAGAAUGGCAUUUACGUGCCUUCAGGCGCGAAGUGA